Molecule: messenger RNA, 3436 nt
Organism: Bufo bufo (common toad)
Lineage: Eukaryota; Metazoa; Chordata; Amphibia; Anura; Bufonidae
Gene: MEX3C
Product: mex-3 RNA binding family member C
Exons: 2
Coding region: 170-1666 (498 amino acids)
Molecular function (GO): RNA binding
Source: RefSeq, a predicted model, not a curated record
GACUCGAGGCGUGUGCAGCCGGGUUCGGGGAAACAAAGAGAAAAAAAGAGGGAGUGGGAAGAAAGGAAAAGUGGAGCGGCCGGGCGCCCCGUGAAUGACCGGUGCGGGCGGGCGAUGUCUGCAGGAUCCAUGAGUUGAUUGUCCGUUGUCCGACUACGCAGCGAUCGCCAUGCCGGGCGGCGGUGGUGGUAGUGGCGGCGGCACCGCGGCCUCCUGGACACCGGAGCUGGAGGAGAUCCGGGUGAGGCUGGCGGCACUUGAGGCCCCGGCGGAGGCUGAGGAGGAGGAGAGGCCUGGAGACGACGACGAGGAGGCGGCUGUGUAUGCCGGGGACAUGCUGCUGCUGGGGGGCCAGUACCCCGGGGGAGCCGAGCAGGCCGCCAUCACCGUGCGGAGGAAGAGCGUCAACACCAACGAGCUGGUGCCGGUGCCCAGCUCCGAGCACGUCGCCGAGAUUGUGGGCAGGCAGGGCUGCAAGAUCAAAGCUCUGCGGGCGAAGACGAACACGUACAUCAAAACUCCAGUCCGCGGGGAAGAGCCAGUAUUUGUCGUCACUGGAAGAAAAGAGGACGUUGCCAUGGCCAAAAGAGAGAUCCUCUCGGCAGCCGAGCACUUUUCCAUGAUCCGAGCAUCUCGUAACAAAAAUGGCCCUGCCGUGGGCAGCGCCCAGUGUACCCCCAACCUUCCAGGUCAAACUACAGUUCAAGUGAGGGUACCCUACCGAGUGGUCGGCCUAGUAGUGGGGCCAAAGGGAGCCACCAUCAAACGUAUACAACAGCAAACCCACACAUACAUCGUCACUCCAAGCCGAGACAAAGAGCCAGUUUUCGAGGUCACCGGUAUGCCCGAGAAUGUCGACCGGGCCCGAGAGGAGAUCGAGAUGCACAUAGCCAUGCGUACCGGCAACUUUAUCGAGCUCAACGAAGAAAAUGAUUUUCACUAUAACGGUACAGAUGUCAGCUUUGAAGCGAGCGGCUUGGCAGCCAGCUGGUUAAACGCCAAUGCCACCGGCCCCAGCCGUAACAAAAUGGUUUCCAACUAUCGCAACGAUAGUUCCAGUUCUUUGGGGAGCGGCUCCACCGAUUCUUUCAUGGGAAGUAAUAGACUGACUGAUUUUAGUCCAACAAGUCCGUUCAACGCAAGUAAUUUCUGGUUUGGAGAAACCAUGCCAACCAUGGCCUCCGAAGAACUCGCCGACACUUCUGCCUUCGAUCCAGUACCAUCUCCUUCUGAGACUAUCUGGGCGCCUUUCGACCCAGUGAAUCCUCUCUCCAGCUAUGGAAAUGAUGUGGGUGCAAAAUCUCAGCGCCGAGGCAGCAUGUCUCCGACCUUCCCCGAAGGCUUGGAGUACCCCCUCACCAGAAGUAUUAGAAGUGACCUUUCAAGCACAAACAAGGGCGGGCUUCCCAACUACAUCCCGGCCUUCUCCAACGGUACCAACAGCUACUCUUCUUCCAGCGGAGGCUCCACGUCCAGUUCACCGCCCGAGACGAGGCGGAAGCACGACUGCGUCAUCUGCUUCGACAACGAGGUGAUUGCCGCCCUCGUACCCUGCGGCCACAACUUCUUCUGCAUGGAAUGUGCUAACAAGAUCUGCCAGAAGGAGAUGCCCCUGUGCCCAGUCUGCCAGUCUCCAGUCAACCAGGCAAUACGAAUCCAUUCUUAGACUUGUCGCGGAUAUGCAUCUAUAAAAGAAAUACUCUAUAGCAAUCUUCCUCGAACACAUAUGUAUAAAUCUAUAUAGUCUCAUGUAUGGAAAAGGCGAGAGUCGGGCUAAAUAUAGAAAUAAAACUGCUGCUACCACCUCCGUAUAGAAGUUACUGCAUGCCCAGGUUGACUUUGGUGGUGUCCAGUUAAUUGGCAUUGGUGUUGGUCUAGUAUACAUGGUAAAUUAUGAUUUCCGGGUAGUUUACAUUCACAAAUAUGUUUACAUAGGUGGAAACGAACGUCUCGAUCUCUAAUGUUAGUUCCACUGCAGGCUCAAGAAUUGGGAGGAAACUGCGCCUCGUCUUGUACGUCUAAACGUGUUCCACGCCCACAGAUCUUUAGGUUGCGUCAUCUUGACCUCUAGGCGCAUCAAGAGCGGCAUUCCAAAUUCUGUAGGUUGGCUAUAAGGGGACAAGCGCUCCCUGCUGGUUCAGUGUCUGUACUGGUUUUUUGUUUACACCAGUGCUGAGGAUAGCCAGAUUUUCUGUAGUAUGGGUAGUCCCUUGGGUACGAUUUUAAUGAUUUAUUCCUGUUCACACACAGUCACAGCUGCAGUUUUUGGCAUCGUCUCGCAGCAUGUCCUGGUCCCCCUGGAAACCUUCCACCAGUUGACUCUUCGAAAAACGUAGCGUUGACAUUUUAUGAUCAAAUUAUUUGGCCACGGUACUGUCUCACAAAAAAAAAAAUGCUUUCUCGUGGGAACGGCGCUCCUCUUUUCACUAGGCAGCUCAGCCCCAGUCACACGAUAGGUACUCUGCUGCAAUACCAGGCACAGCCUCUAGAGGGGGGGAAGCAGCCAUGUUUAAUGAAUUUAUUUAGCGGCCACCAGAAAUCUGAAUGCAGCUCUUGAUGUGAUUGGAGCAUAAGAUGCGACGCAAGAUGCAAUUCACACUAUUGUUAAAAGCCGCCACUUGAGAAAUGGUAAAAAAAAAUAUCAGCACUGCCAGUCACUAGCCAUGGUAUACGGUGUACAGUUAUCAACAGUGUGAACUGCGCCAAAUCAAAACUUGGGGCGUACUGAGACGGACUGCGUUUUCGAUCAAUGUUACAUUUAAUUUUUGUUUUUGUUUUUUGAGAAACUGGAGCGAUCUGUCAUUUAUAAGUUGAUGGGGAUGUAGUUUUUCCUGAACUGACACGUGCGGAAAAGCCAGCAAGCGGUUACUUGCCGUGUGGACUCCCGCCUGUCAAUCAGUGUCUGGAAGGCGGGGCCUGGAUAUCAUCGCACCGCUGGCCGAAAAACCCUCCGUUAAUUUGUAAGUGACAGACAGCGGAGGCGGGCUUGCCUGUCACUACAGUGGGCAGCACAGGGGACCCGACAGGCUCCCAGGUGGAAAAUACGUCCACUUGUAUCCCCUCGAAUUCUGCAAUGACGUUCGGAGGAGUCGUUCACCGAGGGGAAUUCAUGUGGCAAUAUUUUUUAUUUUAUUUGUUUUGUUUUGUUCCACCAUGGGGCGCUCUAGUGGAAACACUACCGCAAUAGACUGUAACGUUGCCAGUUUUCAGAAAGAAAAAAAAAACUUUCUGGAUUUAUUUCAAAAGCUUUACAAUGCACAAAGCAGCUAAUAGCGAAUGCUCCAUUCCAACUAUUAGUCUGAUCGAGUCGAUCAAUCUGUUCUUGUAGAGGAAAAAAAAAAAAGUGAUGGUAAAUGUGAACACUUUUUAUGAGCCAGCCAUGACUUGAAUGAAUUUUAGCUUUACUUAACCAAGGGAAAGGCUGGGACUUUUUAAC